UGCCACCAUAAAAAUCUAUCUUUUUUUUUAUCUGUACUUUGAAUUGUCUUCAAUGGCCACUCACUCUUUCCACGAAGAACCCUAAUCUCUUCCCCCUCCCUCUAUAUAAUCCCCUCUUUUCUUCUUCCUCCAUUAACCUUCCCUAUUCACUUUCCUUACCCCACAAGUUAUCACAUCAAGUCGUGAACACCGAGUUUGCCCAAAUGGAGCUCAACAUCGCUGUCGAUUUCGAGGACUACUUCCCGUCGAUGAUGGAGCGGCUAGGCGCCGAAGGUUUCAUCGGCGAGCUCUGCAACGGGUUCCGGCUGCUGAUGGAUGGCCAGCGCGGGCUAAUAACGUUCGAGAGCUUGAAGAAGAACGGCGUUAUUCUGGGAUUGAAUGACAUGGGGGACGAUGAGAUCGUUUGCAUGUUGAGUGAAGGGGAUAUGGAUGGAGAUGGGGCAUUGAACCAGAUUGAGUUUUGCAUUCUCAUGUUUAGGUUAAGCCCUGGGUUAGUGGUGGAUGAUAAUAUUUAUUAUGGAUCAAGGCAAUGGGUUGAAGAAUAUAUAUGAUUAUGGUGCUGCAUAUAUGUAUGAUAAUAUUUGUAAAACUAGGCUUCCCCCAUAAAUUUCAUCUUAUUUCUUGCUGGUUUUUUUAAUUUAA
This is a messenger RNA of Hibiscus syriacus, 642 nucleotides long. Its product is annotated as calcium-binding protein KRP1-like. The record is from RefSeq and is a predicted model, not a curated record. The transcript has a single exon. NCBI's taxonomy places the organism in Eukaryota, Viridiplantae, Streptophyta, Magnoliopsida, Malvales, Malvaceae. The coding region runs from base 204 to 551 and encodes 115 amino acids. Gene Ontology annotation, molecular function: calcium ion binding.